Messenger RNA from Zerene cesonia (dogface butterfly), 2294 nucleotides. RefSeq lists its product as uncharacterized. The transcript is spliced from 4 exons. The coding region runs from base 372 to 1328 and encodes 318 amino acids. NCBI's taxonomy places the organism in Eukaryota, Metazoa, Arthropoda, Insecta, Lepidoptera, Pieridae. The record is from RefSeq and is a predicted model, not a curated record.
AGCCAUUAGCCCAAUAUGUCAAAGUCUAAAAAGUUUUGAAACAACUGAAUAAUUUCUUGAAAGUUACAAACUUACUGAAAUUUCCAAUGUGAAUUAAACAAAACUUUAUUAUAAAAUGAAUUCAACAGUAUCUGACGAUAUAAGUAGGGAACAUUUGGCCUCAGAAGCAGCUCGCUGUUUAAAAAAUAUAUUUGCAAAUAAUAAAAACGUUACGGAACUCCACAAAGAGUUGUUAGAAGUAAAUCUUUCAAUCACAGCGUAUGUUGAGGAAAGUAAGCGACGAUUGGCCGCUUUACGGUUAGACUUGGUAAACAGUGCAAGCAGCUCACAAAAAGUUGUUGAAGUGCUAUCAAAGAAAUAAGGAGUGCACAAUGUCAAAUUCUCCUCAAACACCUAAAAAGGGAACAAGUAAAUUACACAAGAAUUUUUUCUUCUCAAUCCAAGAAUCUAACAUAAACAUAGGGUGUAAAAACAAUAAACAGCAAAAUGUGAGGAACUUUAUAUCUUGGUAUAAACACUUUAUUGACAAUGAAAGACAAAAUCUGGGACUCUAUUUAUCAGAUGACAUAACCAUCCAGUGGUUUGGCAGAACAAUAAGAACAAGGAAAAAAGUGUUUAGCUUUCUAAAAAAUGAUGUAGAGUGCUCCAAACAUUAUUUUACAUCAGUGGAUAGUAUUGACAAAAUUAAGAUAAGGUCUAGAUCGCCAAGGAAAAGUGAGUCACUUUCCAGUCCAUCUCUCUCACCUGAAAUAAAGAGAAAUGGUAAGAGAAAAUUACUUCAGGCAACUUGCAAUAGUCCAGAGUGGGCACCCGGCUGCAAGCCUGAUGAUGAAUUUGAUGGGACUGACAGAAAACGUUCUAAAGCCACUGUUGAUGGUUCCAUCAAAUUUGAACACAAUGACAGAUGCCCAAAUGAUAUAAAAUGUAACAAUUCUUUUGAAAUUAACAACAAGGGUGAUGGUGUGAGUAAAAAACGAAAAUUGGAGCCCACUACACCCCAAAAUAUGGAGUAUGGACAAGGUGAUUGCAUGCCUUCAACUAGCUCAGAUUCAAACAGGUCACACGAAGCAUUGAAUGCUCAGUUGCCCAAAUUGGCAGUAGAAUGCAAUGGCUAUGUUGAAUUUACAAGAUCUAGAAACAGUCAUAAUAUAGAUUGUCCAAAGUGGGAACGGAAAUUCAAAUUACAAAUUAGUUUCUCUGUAGACCCUUUGAAUGUAGGUGAGUAUAUUAUUUGGGGCAUAUUUUAUAGUGAUGAAAGUAAAUGCAGACGAAACCUUUUAGCUGCAUUUGAUGAAGUUGGUAAGAAUGAAGAGCCUAAACAACUAUAAAGGUUUACAUUGAGUCAGGACAAUCCAAUGAAAUGCAUUUAUAAUUUUAAUAAUGAUAUUUACAUUUUUAUAAGUAUUAUAUGUGUGAAGGCACACACUGCCAUAAUUAUGACUAUGAUUUGAUUAUCUAUGAAAUUAGGAUUUAUUCUGUCUUGCUUCACUAUAGAAGGAAAUAUUAUUUAUUUUUUACUAUUUUAUAUACAUACUAUUCUUAUACCUAAGCAUGUUAUGUUAACUAAAUACUCAAUCCCUUCCCAGUGUAAACAUAGGGCUGGAUAAUGUAUAAAUCUGAUCUUGUUAAAGUUAGUCUCUUUAGAUUUGUGUUGUGAUUACAGAUGUGUAUUUUAUAAAUUAGGCUCCAAAUAAUAUUUAGGUUAUCGAUUGUUAAGGUUUAUAGAUUGGAUAUAUAUUAUCUUAGUGAACUGUUGCCUUAAAGUUGUAUGUAAGAUAGAUUAAUUUCAAUCCGUUUCAGCUAAUGCAUGACAUGGUAUGAUUCAAAUAGUAUAAUCAUUGACAGUUACUUGUUCUUUUCUAGUUUCCAACUAGAAUAUACAUUCCAGAUUUUUUUUUCUAAUAUCUUUACAAAUUAAAUGUAGCCAUGCAAAAUGUCAACUUUCAUUAUUUGUAGUGUUGAUUUGUUUAUAUUAAAUAAUGGAUAAUGGAUUUUGUAUCGUUAUGAAAUACUUUAAAUUUGUAGAAAACCACAAUUUUGAAGUUUGCAAAAUCUCUUAUUAUAAUUUGAAUUAACUAUAAGGGACCAAAUUGUUACUUAUGAAUAUUAUUAGUUUUAAAAUGUGACACUUUAUAUGUUUAGGUAAAUACUGUUUGUGUAUUGUAGUGUAUUAGUUUGUAAAGAUUUGUGUUACUUAUAAAGUAAUUGAACAUUAGAAUUAUUUUUGUUAUAUUUGUCUUUAAGAUUGGUUUUGCUGUUUGGCUUAAGAAAUAAAUGUCUAAUAUAAAUAUAAA